This is a messenger RNA of Cryptococcus deneoformans JEC21, 3046 nucleotides long. RefSeq lists its product as hypothetical. The record is from RefSeq and is a predicted model, not a curated record. Lineage: Eukaryota; Fungi; Basidiomycota; Tremellomycetes; Tremellales; Cryptococcaceae. The coding region runs from base 37 to 2904 and encodes 955 amino acids. Gene Ontology annotation, biological process: biosynthetic process. Gene Ontology annotation, molecular function: catalytic activity. The transcript is spliced from 4 exons.
AUCCUUUUCUUCCUUUGAAUCGAUAAAACAGCCACCAUGACCGUUCCGCUACAGUCAGCACCAAAAGUUGAACCUCCUCUAGGUCCAUUUGCCACUCUGCCACCAGACGUAGCUGGUCUCAAGAAACUCAAGAUUUUGCUGCUUGUCACUUCUAUCAACUCGUUCUCCCAGCGUGUGUUCAGUUAUUUACAAUACUUGGGCUUGAAUCAAGUUUCCGUCCAGCUCGCUACCAGCGACGAGGAUAUGUUAGAGGCUGCUGAAAGCUGGCAGCCUGAUAUCGUGCUCUGCCCUUUCCUUACCAAGAAGCUUCCCCCAAGCAUCCACAACAAGUGGAUUACCCUUGUCGUUCACCCCGGUCCUCCAGGCGACGCUGGACCCUCUUCUCUCGAUUGGGUCCUCUUGGGCGACACCGGAACUCAGUCGUCGUCUGCCGACCUUCUAGGACAACUCCUCGAGAGCAUUCCUUCCCCAACGCCGCAAAGAUCUCACUGGGGUACAAUCUGUUUUCAGGCGACAGAAGAUCUGGAUGGAGGCGCAGUAUGGGCUUGGGAGCAAUAUGAGCUACCUCGGCUUGGGACGGUCACAAAGGCGCAAGUUUAUCAGGGAUACCAUUCGGCGGCGGCUGUGAGCGCCGUGAUCCAUGCGUUGUGUCGGGUGUACGAACUUACAGCUGGUGCCGGCUUGCCCAAGGGGCAAUGGAUGAAUGCCGUUCCCAAGGAAACUUGGCAAACAAGAUGUGUGAGCUUGGGCGAGACUUUUAUGGGCGGGAAAACACAUGAAAGACCACUCUUACAAUCAGCCAAGCGCCGGCCGGAUUGGGAGAAACACACUGGCGAGGAUGUGUUGCGCAUCUUGAAUGCGGGCGACUCUCAGCCCGGUGCCAUGUUGCACGCACUCACUACAGAUGCCAAAUCAUCUCUCUUCGCUUACGGCGCUCAUUUGGAAAAUGCCUCUAUCCCUUUAGAACUGUACACCUCCUUGGGAUAUGAAACCUACGACGCAGUUCCCAACGGUCGGGCCAUCGCCACUCGAGACGGUGCAGUCUUCUUCAAAACCCGUCAAACCACGGGCGCUUCUGCUGGUAUCUGGAUUACCCAUGGUCGAGUCCCAAGAGGUAAAGACAAGCCGAUUGAUCCCAAAGUACCAAUGGUAGAGGCCAUCCAACUCGGCGGGCACGGACGAGCACUGGAAGGUGUCCAGGAGUGGAAGCAAGAUUCCUGGGAGCAAAAGGAGGGCGAAUGGCAGGAAGUGUAUGUGAAAAGUAUCAAGGAAGGUGAUGGGAUCGCUCAGCUAGUGUACUGGAACUUUUAUAACGGAGCUUUCACCACUGAAAACUGCAAAACCCUACUCUCCGCCCUGCAAUGGGCCACGUCCCCCGAACGCGGCAAUGUCAAACUCCUCGCUCUCAUGGGCGGCAACUACUUUUCCAACGGCAUCGCCCUCAAUACCAUCGAACACGCCUCUUCACCCGGUCUUGAAACAUGGCACAAUAUCAAUGCUAUUGACGAUAUCGUCUCUUUCCUCGUGUCCGACGUGUCUGAUGAAGUGCCGGCGUUUAUGCAAGGUAUUGAACCGCUUUGUAAGCGUGGUAUCGCGACCGUCGCGUGUGUGCGAGGGAAUGCGGCUGCAGGUGGGGUAGCGCUGGCGACGGCCUGUGAUGUGGUGCUUGCUGGGCGGGGGGUGGUGUUGAACCCUAGUUAUAGAGGUAUGGGUCUUCACGGCAGUGAACUGCAUUCCUUUUCUUACCUCCAGCGAUGUGGACGUAUCCACGCUGCCGAGAUUUUACGCGAGAUGAAGCCUCUCAACACCUCUCUCGCACAAUCCUACGGUCUCGUUGACGGUCAAAUCGGAUCAUCCUCACAGACUGUACUUGAGACCGAACCACUGUUCGUUGAGGCUGUUACGUCAAUCCUCACCGCCAAAACCUCUUCUGCGCCCUUCUCUUCGGCUCCUUGGGCCCGUUCUUCCGAUUUAACAACGGAGGGUAUGAGAGUAUCGUCAAAGUCAUGGGUCGACGACAUGUGCACCACCAAGUUAUGCACUUACACCGCCUCCCGCACUUUCCCUCCGCUCCAGCACUACCGUACGGAAGAACUCUCUCAAAUGCUUCUUGACUCUUUCCACCCUAUUCGUUCGCAGCGAUACCACACCCGACGCUACAGAUUCGUUCGUAAACUCAAAGCGACCGGUACACCCGCUCGAUACAAGUUGCACGGCGUUGUUGGACGUGAAGGAGAGAAAGUGGUGCAAGAUGAAGAGGAUAGAGAGGCGUUUGAUGAUGCGCCUGGAUGGGAGAAGGGGGAAGAAUGGGGAUGGGUGGGGAUGGCGGUGCCUGAGAGUUUAAAGACGAGCCAAGUGUUGAGAAUCCCGCUUUAUCCUUCUUCGUCGUCGUCUCCGUGUCAAUCCCAAUCCCAACCCCUGGCAAAUCCACCAGCACUCGAUGAAGAGUCUCGUCAAACUUCAUAUCUUUCUACAGAAACGAGUACGAGCAACACCUCUGGUCCGGAUGAGUCUUUGCCUCUUACCCCUCGCGCAAACUCGAACUCGAACUCGCCUCCUUGCCAAAUCAUCAGUGGGAAUGGUAAUGGUAAUGGCAAAGACGAGGGUGAUGGCUUUGCAAAGUCCUUGUCAUUUACCGACAAACUUUGCACCGCUCUAGGCCUCAAGACAAAAACUAAAAGCCCCAAACCUUUUUCUAGCGAAAAGAAGGAAAACUCAAUGCCGAUCUCCUCCCCCACCUCCCGCAUCUCUCCCGUCCCUCCAAUGUCCCACCCGGUAGUGAAUAGACCAUUGGGAAAAGGUGAACAGGCGAGCGAAUGGCCUUGUUUGGUGACGGGUGGUGAGGAGUGGGAAGGGAAGCGGGGGAAUGGUGCUGCUGAAGAUGGUAUCAAGGUGGACAUUUAGAAAGCUGGAAACGCCAUUGUCGUGCCAUGCCCAGCUAGAAUUUUCGGGAUACAGCAUUGGGGUUGGGGGGAUGUUUGGAAAUGGAAGUUUUGGGGUUGUACAUAUUAUGUCUUUCUGGGUGUAUAUUGAUCCUCUCUACAAA